Messenger RNA from Racocetra persica, 886 nucleotides. The record is from the annotation of a GenBank genome assembly. NCBI's taxonomy places the organism in Eukaryota, Fungi, Glomeromycota, Glomeromycetes, Diversisporales, Gigasporaceae.
CUUAUUAAUUUGUUGCUAUCUUUACCUAAUCACAAUACAUUUCAUCUUUCAAAAAUGUACCGUACAGCAUCUAGUAAUGAUGUAUCUCGUAAUGUUGUAUCUCGUAAUGCUGUAUCUAAAAAUGAUGUAUCUAGUAAUGCUGAAUCUAGUAAUGCUGUAUCUAGUAAUGUUGUAUCUAGUAACGCUGUACCUAGUAAUGCUGUAUCUAGUAAUUCUGUAUCUAGUAAUGUUGUAUCUAGUAACGCUGUACCUAGUAAUGCUGUAUCUAGUAGUGCUAUAUCUAGUAAUUCUAUAUCUAGUAAUUAUAAGAUGAGAAACAUUGACGAAUUUGAUUAUCUUUUUAAAGUUAUCUUAACUGGUGACUCUAGGGUCGGUAAAUCUAAUCUUCUUUCACGUUUCACUCGUAAUGAGUUCAAUUUGAAAUCCAGGUCAACUAUUGGUGUUGAAUUUGCUUCCAGGUGUAUUCAAGUAGAUAAUAACAUUAUCAAAGCACAGUUUUGGGAUACUGCUGGCUGUGAGCAUUAUAGAGCUGUUAUAAGCGAAUAUUACCGUGGAGCCGUCGGCGCUUUACUUGUUUAUAAUAUCACCAAAUAUGUAACAUACGAAAAUGUCAAAUGCUGGUUGAAAGAAUUAAGAGACUAUGCUGACAGUGAUAUUGUCAUUAUGCUUAUUGGAAAUAAGUGUGAUUUAAAAUUUUUGCGAGUAGUUUCUACUGAAGAAGCCAAGCAAUUUGCUGAGGAGAACAAUCUUUAUUUCAUCGAAACUUCUGCUUUUGAUGCUAUUAACGUAGAACUUGCUUUCCAAAACAUUCUAACCGAAAUUUACCGUAGAGUAUCUAAUGUAUCUGAAUCUAGUAAUGCUGUUAUAUCUAGUAAUUCUAUAUCUA